AUGACCCAGGACGAUGCAAAGUGGAAGCAUCCGGAUUUGCGGAAAGUGCGACGGGUUGGGGGCGGUGGCGCAGUGGUUGAUGUUCCAGUGGAGUACGGAGAGGCGCCGAAUGCACAACCUGCUUGUCCAGCACACGAUCCGAGGGUGGCGGAGACAAAUGGGCAUGUGGCCGAGGAGAUGGAGUCCGGAGGAGUGCCGGUGGAGGUCCAGUGGGGAGAUGUCGUCGAGCUCUGGGAGUAUGAUCCACACCCCGUUUAUGGAACCCGGCCAUCAUCACUCGCCUCUUCUCUGGUGGUGCGUGCGCACACGGGAGAGGGCGUGCACUCCGAUCUCAUUGAAGGAAGCACCCCUUGGGUGUCCCGCUCCGACUGUGCAAGGCUCGUGGGAGGGGCUGGUGAUCCUGGCGAUGGAGACGAUGACAGAAAUGGAUGUGCAACAGAGACAGCACCACUACCACGGUGGACGAGACGUCGGAAACGAAAACGCGACGGUGAUGACCAGACCGCGGACGAUGAAGAAGUGACGGUGGCUUCACGCUUUGCAUCACACUUUCACUAUGUCAUGAUGAGGUGUGCUCCACGAAUGGCUGACGGAAAGACGAUGACACAUGAAGAAGUGGCGGAAGAGCUGGGGCUUGCAGCCAACCAUUGGGCAGGCGAUCAUUCAGGGUGUGGCCAAUCGGGACGCAUAUCUCGCUGCGUGACGGAGGGGUGGGGCAUCGAGACAGCGAUUUACGCGAAAGGAUCGGAGACUCACAAGGCGGUGCAGGAUUGGCUUGCGAAGCGAUGCGGGCCUGACAAGGUGAAAUCGCUGGUGCAUGGUGCGUCUAGUUCCAUCAACGAAUCCUUUCACUCGAUCAUUCUCGAGUACGCUCCAAAAAGGAUUCGGUGUCAGGGAAGUUUUGAAGCAAGAGUGGCUCUUGCUGUUCUACACUGGAACAACUCGAUGGAUCGGCUGGUGACCGCGUACCGCACGCGCCAACGACAGGUAACUCGGAUUCGACGUGGCAACAAGGAUCGGACACUAGGGGCAAUGGAUUGGUCGUGGCUUGAUGGCAUAAUGGAAUCGUGGCUCAAAACAUUGAAUGGGGAGGGAGACGAUGGGACGGAUGGGGAGCCAAUGAGUCCUACUCGACCUGGUGGUGACAUCUCCAACUACCCACGCUAA
Molecule: messenger RNA, 1167 nt
Organism: Closterium sp. Yama58-4
Lineage: Eukaryota; Viridiplantae; Streptophyta; Zygnematophyceae; Desmidiales; Closteriaceae
Source: the annotation of a GenBank genome assembly